Molecule: messenger RNA, 615 nt
Organism: Histoplasma mississippiense
Lineage: Eukaryota; Fungi; Ascomycota; Eurotiomycetes; Onygenales; Ajellomycetaceae
Exons: 4
Coding region: 1-615 (204 amino acids)
Biological process (GO): N-terminal peptidyl-methionine acetylation
Cellular component (GO): NatC complex
Molecular function (GO): protein-N-terminal amino-acid acetyltransferase activity
Source: RefSeq, a predicted model, not a curated record
AUGGCCGACGAUGCGGCAUCCCAUCUCCGCUAUAUCCAGUAUGAAAGUGACAAGGAAAACGAAUAUGUCUCCGCAAUGCGCCAAUUGAUAUCCAAAGACCUUUCAGAGCCCUACAACAUCUAUGUCUACCGCUAUUUCCUCUACCAGUGGGGGGACCUCUGCUAUAUGGCAAUGGACGGCAAGGAUAAUCUGAUUGGGGUUGUCAUAUCAAAACUUGAACCACAUCGCGGUGGGCCUCUGCGCGGUUAUAUUGCUAUGUUAGCUGUGCGAGAAGAAUACAGAGGCCAAGGCAUUGCCACGACGCUCGUCGUCCUCGAAACAGAAACAAGCAACACUGCCGCCAUGAAAUUAUACGAGCGUCUAGGGUUCCUACGCAGCAAACGACUCCACCGGUACUACCUCAAUGGCAACUCUGCCUUCCGGCUUGUGCUGUAUCUGAAAGAGGUGUGGGCCUCAUUCGACCGCGUCGAUCCGUACCGGUGUAUCCGGAUGGAUUGCCCACCCAAGAAGGAGGGGAACUCCCAGGGGCAUCACACAAGUUAUGCCAAACCGCAAAUCCCUCGCUUAUUCAACCUCGCUUAUUCAAAAGAUGUAAACGCCGUAAUCCCUUCCUAA